Messenger RNA from Fraxinus pennsylvanica, 969 nucleotides. The record is from the annotation of a GenBank genome assembly. NCBI's taxonomy places the organism in Eukaryota, Viridiplantae, Streptophyta, Magnoliopsida, Lamiales, Oleaceae.
AUGGCUUCCAACACCACCAAAGAAGUACUCCACGACCUCUCUCCUUAUCUCAAAGUCUACACAGAUGGAACCAUCGAGAGAUUCGUGGUCACACCUAGCGUUCCGCCGUCACCGGAGGACCCAACCACUGGCGUAGCCUCCAAAGACAUAAUAGUUAUUUCACCGGAGGUUAAAGCCAGACUAUUCCUCCCAAAGCUGACAGACUCCAACCAAAAACUCCCCGUUUUAGUCUACUACCAUGGCGGUGGAUUUUUCACCGAUUCUCCCUACUGUUUGAGCUACCACCGUUACAUGAACUUCUUAGCAGCCGAAGCAAAAGCUCUAAUCAUUUCUGUCGAAUACAGGCUCGCCCCCGAACACCUUCUACCCAUAGCCUACGAAGAUUCAUGGACUGCCCUUCAAUGGGUGGCGUCUCACGUUAUUUCAAAUGCUAGUAUCGAAAAGAAUCCAUGGAUUAUUAAACACGGCGAUUUUGGUCAUCUGUAUAUCGGCGGCGAUAGUGCAGGUGGCAAUAUAGCACAUAAUAUUGUUCUUCGAGCUGGGGUGGAACCUUUGCUCGGGGAUGUGAAAAUCUUAGGUUUAUUUCUAUCUUGUCCUUAUUUCUGGGGAUCAAAACCAGUUGGGUCGCAAUCAAAAGAAGAUUUGAUUGGUUUUGCAUAUAAAGCUUGGAUGUGUGUUUAUCCAUCAGCCACUGGUGGGAUUGACAAUCCGAUGAUCAAUCCAUUUGCAGAGAACGCCCCGAGCUUAUCCGGGCUGGCGUGUUCAAGACUGCUGGUUUGUUUAGCAGGAGAGGAUGCAUUUACGCCUAGAGGGAUUCUUUACGUUGAGACUGUGAAGAAAAGUGGGUGGAAUGGUGACGUACAACUGGUGGUAGUUGAUGGAGAAGAUCAUGAUUUUCAUGUAAAUAAUCCUUAUACUAAGAAAGCAAAGGAUUUGAUUAAGAAAUUGGCUACUUUUAUUUCCAAGUGA